Molecule: messenger RNA, 2728 nt
Organism: Thrips palmi
Lineage: Eukaryota; Metazoa; Arthropoda; Insecta; Thysanoptera; Thripidae
Product: STAM-binding protein-like
Exons: 9
Coding region: 305-1576 (423 amino acids)
Biological process (GO): protein K63-linked deubiquitination
Cellular component (GO): membrane; endosome
Molecular function (GO): metal-dependent deubiquitinase activity; K63-linked deubiquitinase activity; protein binding
Source: RefSeq, a predicted model, not a curated record
AAUUAGUGUGAAUAGCAAUGUGACAAAAUUUGACAUGUUCUGCAUGUUUCAUUCAUUAUUCCUUCCUGAAUUCUUUCUAAUAUUUCAGCAGACGUGACUGAUUAUUUGAAGGACGCGCUACAAACUUGAUAUUUUUGAAUUUCCAUUUCGAGAAUCUAGCAGGAGUCACUUUCUUCGGUUGGCUUUCAAGUGGAACAUUGUCGCAUGUCGGAUUUUCGCACGACUCUGAGACCAAACAUUUGAUUGAAUGAGUCACUGAUCAACUAGGACCCAGGUGUCAUCGGGUGGGAGUUACGCCCACACAAUGGAUGACUUGAAAGAGAUAGAUGGAGUGCCCAACCCUGCUGUCCGUCUUCGUCGAAUGGCAGAAAAGGUUUCAGCCUUAGCUGUGGAUCACAACCUGCCUGCUGUCAUGUAUUUUCGAUCUGGUCUUCAAAUGGUGCGAAUGGCAGAUAUGUACAUCAAACAAGGCGAUGUUAAAGAAGCGUACCUGCUCUACUUAAGAUUUAUAACAUUAUUUCUUGAAAAAAUAAGGGAACAUCCAGGAUGGGCUUCACUCCCAGCACAAGACAGAAAAAUUGUGUCAGAAAAAUUGAAAUCAGCUAUUCCGAAAGCAGAAAAACUUAAAGAGAGUCUUCGGCAACAAUUUGAAGAGGAGUACCAACAAAAGGUGACUUGGUUGAGAGAGAAGCAAAGAGUCGCUGCUGAGGAGGAAGCAAGACGACAGCAGAUUGAGGAACAGAGGAGGCAACAGCUGAAGCAGAAGCAGGAUGCAGUUAUUUCGAAUAUUGGUCGUGCCACCUCUGAUGUUGUGACUGGCCCAACAGUUCCCCUAGACAGCAUAGUGUAUCCUGAUGCCAAUCAUACUUUGCCUAGCAAUCAAAGAGUCAUCCUGCCCUCUGCACCCUACCUGGAACCGACGACAGUCCAUCUCCCAGCUGUUCCCUCCGUUCCUACCAGUUACAAAAGUUUGAGUCCAAGCCUACCAACUAUUGAUAGAACCACAAAGCCAGCCUCGCUAUUAAGUCUUUCUGUUCAAUCUCAGUAUGGUUUACGUAAUGUGGUUGUUCCAAGUCAAUUAGUGGAAAGAUUUUUAGUUCUGGCCCAUGGCACCACUGUUCAGAACAUUGAAACUUGUGGCAUUCUUGCUGGGCUGGUGGAUCAAAAUCAAUUGGUAAUUACUCACCUCAUCUUACCUAAGCAGAAUGCAACACCUGACUCAUGCACAACAGAAAAUGAAGAGGAAGUAUUUACGUACCAAGAUAAACACAAUCUUAUCACCCUUGGAUGGAUUCAUACUCAUCCUUCACAAACAGCUUUCCUCUCAAGUGUUGACCUGCAUACGCAUUGUUCCUAUCAACUAAUGAUGCCUGAAGCCAUAGCAAUUGUAUGUGCUCCACGUUACAAAGAUAACAGCAUAUUUAGCCUCACUCAAAACUAUGGACUGGAUUUCAUUGCAAAGUGCACCAAGACAGGUUUCCAUCCACACCCUUCAGAACCCCCAUUGUUCUCAGUUGCUGACCAUGCUAGGCUUGAAAGUGACUUACCUGUGGAAGUUAUUGACUUGCGAAGAUAGAGGCACCUCUCAGCAAAUUACAAUCAAAUUUAAAAAAUAAAAACUGUUUUUAAUUGUUUUCAAUAGUCUUGAAAAUUUUGUUGUCUUUUUUCUUUUGUUAAUUUACGUACACUUAUGUAUGAUAUUUUUAAUGACAAAAUAUGGAAUGUGUUCUCUAUGGUUAAUUAUUGUUGUGGUUUUGUGCUAGACAACAUUCCUGUUUGUUUGAAAUGGUGGACAAGUCUCUUUUUCACCCCUGCCUUCAUAUACCUGUGGCCUUUCUUAUCAGCAUAUAGUAGUUUAUUUUGAAGUUUAAUACAUAUAUGUUUAUUUUUUCCAAGCCAUUAAUUUUGGUCUGUUGGUUUUAUCAAUGGUGAUACUAGUUCUAUUUCUUGAUACCUUCUCUAGAACACAUUAUUUGUGUCAGUGUAUUUUAAUGUUUGUGUUUCUGGCUUUUAAAUGUCAAAAAAAAAAAAAAAAAAUUCAAUAUGUAGAAUGACAUGAAUUUAUUUCACUCGUGCUAAACUUUUAACAGCUCUCGAUGGAAGCCUUUCCUUGUAAGCCCUGUAGUUGUAUAUUGACCAUAUUGUGUGAACUCUAUCUGUAGUGUAAUUCAAGUUUACAACCUGAAUCCCUCCUGCUCUUCCUCCCAAAUUUGCAAACUUGACCACAGUGCCUAGGAGUUCUUUUAUAAUUGCUUAUCUUUCCAUGUGAUGAGACUACUCUUCUAUUGUUCCAUAUAUUUUUUUUGCGAUUUAACCAAUAACCAUGAUAUGUGACCUAUCCUAUCCAUCUGCUAUAAAUCCCUUCAUUGUUAAAUAUUGUGUAACUGAGUUAAGCCUGUGCUUUAUGUGUUAGUGUGGCUGAUAUAUUUUUUAUGUGGAGACUGAAACUAGAAAUUUGGUCUGCAACUUUUUGGCUGUAAUAAUUUUUUAUGUUUGUUGUGUAUGAAACAGAGAUGGAGACAAUAGUUCUCCAUUUCAAAAUGCCCACAUUCGGUUCUUCAAUUUUUUUUGAACAACUUACCACGGAUAAAAUUACUUUUGUGUUCUGAGAUAAUUAGUCUGAGCUGUAUUUUCACCUUCUCCUUAUACUCUUACUGUUGUGUCAUGAGAAAAAAAUGUAUGUCAAACAAUAUAGUUUUCGCAAAGAUUAAACCUUGCCUCUAUCCUA